AUGAGAAAGUUGAAUAUAGACUUGAAUGCAGCUGGAAAAAGUAGGCUAAUGCAAUUGAAUGAACUUGGUGAGUUUAGGAAUGAAGCCUGUGAGAAUGCCAAGAUUUACAAGGAACACGCCAAGGCAUGGCAUGACAAGAACUUGGUUCGCAAAGAAUUUCAACCAGGUCUGCAGGUGUUAUUGUUUAAUUCCAGAUUGAAACUCUUUCCAGGAAAAUUGAAAUUGAGAUGGUCGGGACCGUACACAGUAGUGAAGGUAUCUCCUUAUGGUUCGUUGGAGUUGAAAAAUCGAAAUAAUGAAACAUUUAAGGUGAACGGUCAACGAGUGAAGCCAUACUUGGGUGGUCUCAUUGAUCAAGCCAAGACCAUUAUUCUGUUGAAGCCUCUUUGA
Humulus lupulus (European hop) is the source of this 390-nucleotide messenger RNA. RefSeq lists its product as uncharacterized. The record is from RefSeq and is a predicted model, not a curated record. NCBI's taxonomy places the organism in Eukaryota, Viridiplantae, Streptophyta, Magnoliopsida, Rosales, Cannabaceae. The transcript has a single exon. Bases 1 to 390 code for a protein of 129 amino acids.